Aspergillus ochraceoroseus IBT 24754 is the source of this 1699-nucleotide messenger RNA. RefSeq lists its product as uncharacterized. Gene Ontology annotation, biological process: positive regulation of transcription by RNA polymerase II. The coding region runs from base 164 to 1555 and encodes 463 amino acids. Lineage: Eukaryota; Fungi; Ascomycota; Eurotiomycetes; Eurotiales; Aspergillaceae. The transcript is spliced from 2 exons. Gene Ontology annotation, molecular function: zinc ion binding; DNA-binding transcription factor activity, RNA polymerase II-specific; transcription cis-regulatory region binding. Gene Ontology annotation, cellular component: nucleus. The record is from RefSeq and is a predicted model, not a curated record.
UCCCGGAAUGCAGGCUCCGGGAUAGCGGCGGUUCCCCGGGAUCAAUAUCAGAAUCACUGGCUUAUCUACUACGCGUGAUACGCUUAACCUAGCUAAUAUAAUCGGUCAACUCCCUCCAAAUAACACCUCUUAAAUACAAAAAGACCUCCUCUCCCUGUUCGUCAUGGUGGCAUCAAAGUUACGGGUCCGUUUUGCGCCGAUCAAGUUCCACAAUACUCCAGCCCCUAACUCGAUUGAUCAACCGGAACCCAAGCAGCGUUCUCGAGAGCGAAGCCGCCAGGGUUGUCGGGAGUGCCGUGCCCAUCGGGUCAAGUGUGAUGAAACCUACCCCGUCUGCCGCCGAUGUGAACGUCGCGGAUUCAUCUGUAGGUCUGUUCCACGCCUCACACAAUGGCAGGUUGAAGUCCCCUGCAUGCUGUUGGCCCUGGGGGAUAUCGUGAACAAGCGGUUGAUGCAACACUGGUUUGAGAAGACGAGCCAAAUGAUGGCGAUCGACCCCAAUGAAAACUCCCUCUCCUUCCUGAUGACCCGAUAUUUCGCCGAAUCUCCUUCCCUGUUGCACAUCUGCCAAUCGUUCAGUGCGAGUCACGAGUCUUAUUUCCCAUGUCGAGGUCCUAUCAUCGCCCUCGAGGAAAGAGGCAAAGCUCUGCAAAAAUUUCGCCAGGACUUGGAAAUCUCCGAGAAAUCUUGCACAGAAGCCGCCUUUUUCACUACCAUUUUGUUGGCAUGUUCAUCUUACUGGGUAGAGCAUGAUGUGAUGGAUUUUGGCCACGCGCAUUUCGUAGGCGCACGGACGAUCUUAGAGCGUCUCCUGGAACUCCGGCAGUCCGCCAGCGAAAUCAGCCAGAGUACACAGUUCAUGGUCGGGGUUUAUCUUUUCUGGGACAUGGCGACAUCUUUUCUAGUACAUAGCUCGGAGCAAACCCCCUUGGGGACGCCGUUGAUGGCAGAUGCUGUCCAGCGAAUUGGCACCUCCUACCAUCCCAUGUAUGGCUACUGCACAGAAAUCUUAUAUCUCCUGGGGAUUGUUGGUCGGUACUACAGAAAGGUGCUAGACACUGGACGACGUGACCCAUUCCUCGAAGUCGAACUGGAAACCAAGUUGCUACUUUGGAGCGCGCCGAAGCAUAGCAACCAGCCCAUCUCAUUGCUGGCCGAAGCAUACCGAAAGCAAGGUCUCUUGAUGAUUUCCCUCGCCCGGGCCCACAUCCCCCUUCUCGACCGCGAUCUGACAGAAUCGGAAGGGAGGAGCGUGAUUGUUCAGCACGCCAGAGACACCCUGGCCUACCUGAUGAAGGUCCCAUCUACCUCAUGGUCUUUAAACUUUCAGUCUAUUCCUCUGAUCAUUGCCGGGUCGGAGUUGACGGAGGAGGAGGUGUCUCUUCGACAAUGGGUGCAGGAACGCCUUCGGGUGAUCUAUUCACUCAACCGGUGCCCGGUGAGUCUAUGGGCGAUUGAGCUGCUUGAAGAUGUAUGGGCCCUGCACGAUUCAGGAAUCAUGAUCUCCUGGCUGGAGCGAAUGUUGGCAAAAGGACAACGACUGUUAUUAGGUUAGGACACAAGUGACUCUUUCUAGAUCUGAGCCCAUGAUAGUAAAGCUGUAAUUAUAAAAACCGCUCUAAGAUCUCGGUAUCCCGGAUGGGGCAGUUCCGAAGAAUAUGACGUCACCGCUGACUGGGGCAAUAAAUCAACAACACCU